Molecule: messenger RNA, 1882 nt
Organism: Gigantopelta aegis
Lineage: Eukaryota; Metazoa; Mollusca; Gastropoda; Neomphalida; Peltospiridae
Exons: 4
Coding region: 47-625 (192 amino acids)
Source: RefSeq, a predicted model, not a curated record
UGUACCUUUUACGAAUUAUGGAUUUCAAGUGAAAUUACGUACCAGCAUGAAGGUUACUACUUUUGACAUCUUCGUCCAGGCAUUGAUCCUAAUAUUAGACAUUCAUUUGGUUCACAGUCUGACUCUUUCUGUGCCCAAGCGGGUGGGAGUUCUAGGACGAAACAACGUGUCUAUGGAGUGUGUCUUUGUCUUCGGAUACGGUGAGAGUUUUUCUUCAAUGUCUUGGAGCAGGAAGCGAAGCAGCGAACGGGAUUUUGUUGAUGUGGCAAGCAUGGAUUCCCAAGGUUUAAAGGGGUACAUCCCUGGGGAGGGUGAUUAUCUAAUGAACAGAACGGUGUUGAAAUUCUCCCCGGACACGUUCGUCAUCACAUACAUGGAUGUUAGGCGCGAGGAUGAAGCUACAUACAGAUGUACCGUAUCAUACUUUUCCGAAAAUAGUCGACUUGUCCAGUCUGCAGAAAUGUUUUUUAAAGUACAAGAGCCGUCAUUAAAUCCGUACAUAAUUGUAGGAAUUGUGGUUGGGUGCAUUGUUGCAGUCCUCUUGAUAGUAGCAGUGAUCAUAUGUAUCAGGUACCAAAUUUUGCAUGCACUAUAUUUGGGGAAACUUUUCAGUCUAUCGAGUUAGGGAAUAAUAUCUAGAGGUGGGAUCAGAUAAAAACCUACGAUCUGUCAUCGGAUAUUGGCUGCAGAUCGGGGGUCCUCUAUUACAGAGACACUGUCUUCACCUCACUGCCAGUAAUUGUAGCAUGUGUCCACAUAGAACCUUUUUAAUGACUAAAUUAAAGAGAUUGUCUUCACCUCGCUGCCAGUAAUUGUAGUAUUUGUCCACAUAGAACAUUUUUAAUGACUAAAUUAAAGAGAUUGUCUCCACCUCGCUGCCAGUAAUUGUAGCAUGUGUCCACAUAGAACCUUUUUAAUGACUAAAUUAAAGAUACUGUCUUCACCUCGCUGUUAGUAAUUGUAGUAUGUGUCCACAUACAGCCAGUUUAAUGUCUAAAUUAAAGAGAUUGUCUUCACCUCGCUGUCAGUAAUUGUAGCAUGUGUCCACAUACAGCCAGUUUAAUGUCUAAAUUAAAGAUACUGUCUUCACCUCGCUGUCAGUAAUUGUAGCAUGUGUCCACAUACAGCCAGUUUAAUGUCUAAAUUAAAGAUACUGUCUUCACCUCGCUGUCAGUAAUUGUAGCAUGUGUCCACAUACAGCCAGUUUAAUGUCUAAAUUAAAGAUAUUGUCUUCACCUCGCUGUCAGUAAUUGUAGCAUGUGUCCACAUAGAGCCAGUUUAAUGACUAAAUUAAAGAUACUGUCUUCACCUCGCUGUCAGUAAUUGUAGCAUGUGUCCACAUAGAGCCAGUUUAAUGACUAAAUUAAAGAUACUGUCUUCACCUCGCUGUCAGUAAUUGUAGUAUGUGUCCACAUAGAGCCAGUUUAAUGUCUCAAUUAAAGAGACUGUCUUCACCUCGCUGUCAGUAAUUGUAGCAUGUGUCCACAUAGAGCCAGUUUAAUGACUACAUUAAAGAGAUUGUCUUCACCUCGCUGUCAGUAAUUGUAGCACGAGUGCACAUAGAGCCAGUUUAAUGACUAAAUUAAAGAGAUUGUCGUCACCUUAAUUUUUAGCAACACGCGCCUCCCGCGUAACUGGGGCAUGCAAGACGUCACGUGACACCGAUAAGAGCAUCUUAGUUGUGCGCGGUGGUUUUACAGACUGCUUGUUUUAAACGCACACAUUUUUUCACAGGAUUACUGAAUAUGGGAACAAUAAAUUGUACCGGUACUCUUUGUUUGGAAUUACGUAUUACCACUACAGAAUAAUUUAACACAACCAAGUGAACAUCAAAAGUCAACAAGUAAAUCUUUUACACUCAACCAGCAGAUCGCACGUGGUA